AUGAGUGAUUCAGAAGAUCAAGAGGAGAGAGAUAACUUGGCCGCGAGAGAGAUCGCGCUGGCCGAGCAGCACGAAGAUCCGCCGGAUCCGAACGCCGCGCACAAUCGCGCCAAUGAUGGAGCGCGACAUAAUGAAGAAGUCAUGGGAGACUUCGAUUCCAAUCCAACACUGCUAAUAGAUCGGAAUCCCAUCCAGCCGCCACUUCCUGAAGGAAGAAGCUAUGAGAUUUCGCCGGAGAUUAUUGGUUUGGUGAAACAAAACCAGUUCCAAGGGAAACCCCAAGAGAAUCCUUUGGAACAUAUUGAUGCUUUUGAAGAAAUUUGUGGCACCAUCAGUGCAGGAGGUGCACCCAAAGAGUACUUAAAGUGCAAACUAUUCUCUUUCACUUUGACAGGGAAGGCUUUGCGCUGGGUUAAGUCUCUUCCAGCUCAAUCCAUAACCACAUGGAAAGAGUACAAGGUGGCAUUCCUAGGUCACUUUUUCACAAAGCAGAGAGCAAACUUGUUGAGAGAAAAGAUCUCUAGUUUCCAACAAGGGCCGGUGGAGCCUUUUCAUGAAGCAUUGGAGCGCUUCAAGGACUAUACAAGAGAGUGUCCUAACCAUGGGCUAUCUGAGGGCAGUCUAUGGAACAUUUUCUACAGAGGAAUAAGUGGGAAGUGUAGAUUUUCUCUUGAUACAGCCAGCAAUGGAAAUUUCAUGACCAAGACAGUUACUGAAGCAAAGAUUUUGAUUGAAAAUCUAGCCUCAAGCGACAGUGACAACUUCAUUGGGCAUGAGAGAGCAGUGAAGGCCAUAAAUUCUGAUCCAUACAGAGAUGGAUACAGCGAAAUCAAAGCCAUGAUGGCUGAGAUACUGAGAAACCAAGGAAGAGAAGUGGAGAGACAAAGAGAAGCUUAUAGAGUUGAGUCCACAAUAAUUCAAGAUUACUUUGGAGAUUUGAUUCCAAGUUUCCAAGAAGAAGUAAACUUUGUUGGAAUAGAUGGAUCAGCACAUAGAGAAGAAGCUUGGAAAGGAGAGCAUGAUGUUUUUACUCAAGAAUCACCCAAUGAGAAGAGGGAUGUUCAUGGAGGAAGAAAUUAUCAGCAACCACCUCACAAGAGAAGAAUGGAGCCAAGGAGCAAUUUUGAAGAUUUGAUAACUUUCAUCAAGAGUUCUCAUAGAGAGCACACAGCCUUGAUUGAUGAGAGAUUGGAGUCAGCCUUCACAGAUUGA
Messenger RNA from Microthlaspi erraticum, 1212 nucleotides. NCBI's taxonomy places the organism in Eukaryota, Viridiplantae, Streptophyta, Magnoliopsida, Brassicales, Brassicaceae. The record is from the annotation of a GenBank genome assembly.